Messenger RNA from Papaver somniferum (opium poppy), 477 nucleotides. RefSeq names its product 60S ribosomal protein L8-3-like. The record is from RefSeq and is a predicted model, not a curated record. The coding region runs from base 1 to 477 and encodes 158 amino acids. The transcript has a single exon. Lineage: Eukaryota; Viridiplantae; Streptophyta; Magnoliopsida; Ranunculales; Papaveraceae.
AUGUCUGGAAAUUCAGAAUCUUCAAACCCUUCUACCCCACCACCAACAACUACUUUCGCUGAUGUUCAUUCUUCAGAGAACCAACCUCUCUUAGAUUGUGAAAACAACAAUACUAUGGUCGCCCAAGUUGCUGGUGGAGGAAGUACUGAGAAGGCCGCGUUGGAGGCGGGAAAUGCUUCCCACAAAUGCAGAAUAAAGAGGAACCGAGGGCCUAGGAUUCAUGGUGUUGCUAACGGAUCAAAGAAAAGAAAACGUAAAAAGGUUUGUAGACAUAUUUGUGGUGAUCAUUUCAGUUCUGUCCGCCGUAUUGGAAUCAAUGCAUUUAAGUAUCCUCACGGACCUUGGAGUAUUGGUGGUGACCGUGUUACUGUCAGUAGUGCUAGCCGUGAUGCACCUCCUGGAAAAAAGCUUGGUCUCAUUGCUUCUAGGAGAACUGGACGUCUUCGUGGACAGGUUGCUGCUGUAGAUGAAGCUUAA